This is a messenger RNA of Blastomyces dermatitidis ER-3, 705 nucleotides long. RefSeq lists its product as uncharacterized. Bases 1 to 705 code for a protein of 234 amino acids. The record is from RefSeq and is a predicted model, not a curated record. The transcript has a single exon. Lineage: Eukaryota; Fungi; Ascomycota; Eurotiomycetes; Onygenales; Ajellomycetaceae.
AUGCAGCCGAACGAUAAUCACGUCGCCGGCCGAAGCGUACGAAAAGCGAGUGAGGCGGGUAGUGAGCGAGAUUCUAGCAUUGGGCGCUUGGUGCAAGUAUCAACCGACACUUCUACAGCUGAGAGGUGCGAUGACGGUUCCGUUCUCCGGGAAGAAGUCAUGAAGAUAUUCAAACAGUUUAGCACGAGAAUUGAACAGGUUGAAAAGGACAAUGACCACCUGCAUGAAAUCGUGGGCGGAAAGAAGAGGAAGCGCGGUGACGACAAAACAUGCACGGCCCCAGCGAAACCUGGAUCCAUCAAUGGCCACACCUCGGCGUUCGCCCGUGACCGAAGUAACUGCGCUUCAACCAUGGCUUACUCGGCUCAAGUAUCGUCAUCCGACUCCGCAGCGUCCGUGGAUGAUUUUUGCAACCCAGGUUUCAACCCCUCCCCAGUACCGCCAGCUCAACUACAGCCAUUCUCCAGCCAUUCUAUCUAUGAGAUCAACUUCGGUCCCGAUCCCUUCCCACUACCGCUCACCAACGUUAACGGAUCGAUAUACCCAGCUCAGCUACAACCAUUCUCCCGUUCUAUCUAUGAGAUUGGCCCCGGACCCAAUCCUUCCCAGGUCCCCCCUACCGGUACCGAUGGAUCUAUCUACCCAGCCCUAUUGUUUCCAUUCCCCUCCGAGUCCAUCUACGGAUGCCCCUCACCUAACUUCUAG